CAUCGCGCGUCAGCAGCUGCUGUCAUGAAGCACUGGUGGCGGACUGGAGCGACCUUGGUCGUGGGAGCGGGACUCGGGGCGUCCCUGACCCGCCUGCUGGGCGCCGGAGGCCGGCAGGAAGACCAGCGGAGCCUCGGUCUGCUGAGCGCGGUGCCGGUCCUGCCGGCCCCGGGUCCGCUGGGGCUGGUCGGGGUUCCGACGCUGCAGGCCUCCGAGAUGACGUCUGCCGUUGUCCAGGUGAGCGCGGGCGGCUCAGGGGCGGUGAUGAAGUACGGAUUCCCCUCGAUGGCCAACAUCAAGACCAGGGAGUCCUACGUGACCUCGUAUGACCCCCGGACACGCACUGCAUCGUGGGUCAUAGAGAGACUGAGCCCGGCCUCCCUGACAGGCUCCUCUGACAGGAAGUUCAGCGAGUUCAAAGAGGAUGACAGCGUUCACAUGUUCCACAGAGCCACCAAUGGCGACUACAGAGGGAGUGGCUUUGACAGAGGUCACCUGGCGGCUGCAGCCAAUCACAAAUGGAGUCAGAAAGCCAUGGACGACACCUUUUACCUCAGCAACGUGGCCCCACAGAACCCUCACCUGAACCAGAACACCUGGAACAACUUGGAGAAGCUCUGCCGCUCUCUGACCAAGCGCUACCUGAAUGUCUAUGUGUGCACGGGUCCCCUAUACCUGCCCAGGCAGGAAGCCGACGGGAAACUCUACGUCCGGUACCAGGUCAUUGGAAAAAACCACGUGGCCGUACCGACACACUUCUUCAAGGUGCUCAUCCUGGAGCAGGCGGAGGGCAGAGGGGUGGAGCUCCGGUCCUACGUUUUACCCAAUCAACCCGUCGAUGACAAGGUUCCUCUGGAAAACUUCUUGGUUCCCAUAGAAACCAUCGAGCGAGCAUCAGGGCUCCUGUUCGUCCCCAACAUCAUGAGGAGGACGAGCAACCUCAGUGCCAUCACUAACAAAUGAACUACACCUCCCACAAUCCCCUGCUGCCAGACUACAGUCGUCAUGUACUAAUAAAAAUGUAUGUACUUUAACCUCAUUAAAUGAUCUCAGGAACCUCAGUUUGGUGUUAAAUUGUUGGGCAUACCAUUGGUGAUUGAUCUGACCAAUACUUCUGAUGGGUUCAGAUGGAAGG
Messenger RNA from Cololabis saira (Pacific saury), 1135 nucleotides. It is a transcript of the gene endog, whose product is annotated as endonuclease G. Gene Ontology annotation, cellular component: nucleus; mitochondrial inner membrane. Bases 25 to 963 code for a protein of 312 amino acids. The transcript is spliced from 6 exons. The record is from RefSeq and is a predicted model, not a curated record. Gene Ontology annotation, biological process: apoptotic DNA fragmentation. Gene Ontology annotation, molecular function: RNA endonuclease activity; metal ion binding; single-stranded DNA endonuclease activity. NCBI's taxonomy places the organism in Eukaryota, Metazoa, Chordata, Actinopteri, Beloniformes, Belonidae.